Messenger RNA from Paecilomyces variotii, 2737 nucleotides. RefSeq names its product putative beta-mannosidase B. Gene Ontology annotation, molecular function: beta-mannosidase activity. The transcript has 5 exons. Lineage: Eukaryota; Fungi; Ascomycota; Eurotiomycetes; Eurotiales; Thermoascaceae. The record is from RefSeq and is a predicted model, not a curated record. Gene Ontology annotation, biological process: carbohydrate metabolic process; glycoprotein catabolic process. Bases 155 to 2689 code for a protein of 844 amino acids.
GUAGUCGAGGUACGGAAGAGGCACCCCCGCUGAUUAUCUUGACGGUCGGGCCAAGUUCCCAGACGUCAAUUAAGCAACUAACCGCACGCAUGCAUUCGAAGUCAGCCAUCAGACCUACUUUUAGACAUCGCCCAUCUACUUUGCACCCUUCGUUAUGGUCAAGAUCUUCGAACAGACACUUUCAACAGGAUGGUAUUUCAAACAGGUGGACGACGCGGAACAGGCAUGGAUGCCCGUGCCGUCCAUUCCCUCUGUUGUUCACCAAGAUCUCUUAGCAAAUGGAGAGAUUCCUGAUCCAUUCAUUGGCUUCAAUGAGCUAAGGACCGAUUGGGUAGGUGAGAGGGCUUGGGUAUAUCGGAGGUCGUUUCAAAGUCCACCGAUUCAUCCCAAUGCAGUGGUCGACUUGUUAUUCGACGGGUUGGAUACGUUCGCCAAGGUAAAAUUGGACGGAACAACAGUUCUCGAAUCCGAUAAUAUGUUUCUUUCUCAUCGCCUGAAUGUGACGGACUUCCUCAAAGCGCAAAAGCAACAUGUGCUCGAAAUUGAAAUUGAUUCCGCACUCAUACGCGCGAGGAAAAUCAAAGAUAGUCACCCUCACCACAGGUGGGUCGGAUACAAUGGCGAAAUGGCCAGACUUGGUGUCAGAAAGGCCCAGUACCACUGGGGCUGGGAUUGGGGUCCCUUACUCAUGACUGCAGGUAUCUGGAGACCAGUACGACUGGAGAUGUACUCUAUAAGAGUAGACGAUAUCUGUGUGGAGACUCAGCUGUCUAAGGAUCAUCAAGCAGUGACAGUGAUGGCUUCCGCUCAGAUGACUGGCGACAGUCCUGCAGUGUAUAAAGCUGUAUUUUCCUUGAGCUUAAUGGGACACGAGAUGGAGAGCAAAAUAGUAUCAAUUGAUACUAAUGGCAAUGCUAAGGCCGAUAUUGACAUAGUAAAUCCGCAGCUGUGGUGGCCCAACGGUUAUGGCCCUCAGACACUCUAUGAAAUCUCAGUCUGUGUCACCAAGGACGGUGAGGCAUUCCACCAGGUAUCGAAGAAAAUCGGAAUCAGGACGGCGGAAGUCGUCCAGGAGCUCGAUAAACAUGGAAAAUCAUUUCUAUUCCGCAUAAAUGGAGUUGAUAUCUUUUGUGGUGGUUCAUGCUGGAUUCCGGCGGAUAGCUUUCUCCCCAGUAUCACCAAGGACAGAUAUCGACAGUGGAUCGAACUGAUGGCUGCUGGCCGUCAAGUGAUGAUAAGGGUAUGGGGUGGAGGAAUAUACGAAGAUGAUUCAUUCUAUGACGCAUGUGACGAAUAUGGAAUCAUGGUAUGGCAGGACUUUAUGUUCGGCUGUGGUAACUAUCCCGCUUGGCCUGCCAUGUUAGACUCUAUUCGCAAAGAAGCGACAUACAAUGUACGACGACUGCGCCACCAUCCAGCAAUUGUGAUCUUGGCCGGCAAUAACGAAGAUUAUCAAGUGCAGGAACAGGAGGGUCUCACUUAUGACUUCGAGGAUAAGAAUAGGGACAACUGGUUGAAGAGUGACUUUCCUGCGCGGUAUAUUUACGAAGAGCUUCUCCCUACCGUUAUAAGAGAAGAGUGUCCAUGGGUGUUUUACCAUCCUGGAAGUCCGUGGGGCGAUGGAAAACCUACAUCUGACCCGACUGUAGGCGAUCUCCAUCAGUGGAAUGUGUGGCACGGGACGCAGGAGAAAUACCAAAUCUUCGAGCAACUGGGAGGGCGGUUCAACAGCGAAUUCGGCAUGGAGGCGUUCCCACACCUGGAAACCGUCAAUUACUUCGUGAAAGACGAGAUUGACAGGUUUCCUCAGUCACACAUAAUGGAUUUUCACAACAAAGCGGCUGGACACGAACGUAGGAUUGCGACCUAUGUCGAGGAAAAUCUGCGGACUUCUACAGACUUGCAGACAUAUAUCCACCUGACUCAAGUAGUCCAAGCAGAAACGAUGCUUUAUGCCUACCGUAGCUGGCGGCGUCAAUGGGGAGACAAUCGUCGCUGCGGUGGUGCUUUGGUUUGGCAGCUGAAUGAUUGCUGGCCGGCGAUUUCGUGGGCAAUUGUCGAUUACUUUCUACGCCCGAAGCCAGCAUACUAUGCAAUAGCACGAGCAUUGACUCCAGUCGCAGUCGGAGUUGAACGCGAACACCAUGAUUGGAGUGUCAGUCAUGCGAGACCCCCGAAGACGAUUAAAUACAACCUUUGGGUUGCUAGCAGUCUACAGACAGAAGUCGUAGCUACCGUCGAACUGAGGUUUAUUUCCAUCAGUACCGGCUCUGAGAUCUGUCAAUCAAGGACAAAUCGCGGCAUCCAUGUCAUGCCAAACGGGACGACAGACAUCAUCCUCGAUGGUAUCAUUGAUUGUGUCGCGUAUCCCGAAGCGCAUGUGCUCGCUGCGCGGUUAUGGAUAGGUGAUCGCAUCGUUUCCCGUGACAUUGACUGGCCGCAGCCCUACAAGUACCUUGACUUGACACACCGUGGGCUAGAGAUAAAUGAAUCGGUGCGGACGGACGACGAACGCAUUAUAGUCAUCUCAGCAAAGAAACCGGUUAAAUGCCUCGUCUUUGAAGCGAGGGACGGUGUUAGUCUAAGUGACAGCGCAUUAGACAUUGUUCCAGGCGAUGAUCAGACUGUGACGAUAACAGGACUGAACGCCAGCGAUGAGGCAUUAGGAUGGAAAUUCCUCGGCCAGUAGUGUGCCAGUAGUGUCCUGACUAGGUUCUGUAUUCUAUCAAGACUCGAG